AUGGAUUCACCUUCAAAUAGCAACUUAGUCUAUCUAAUAGACCAAAUUCGUUCGAAUCUUUUAAUAUUGGAUGGACAUGAAACAAUGAAAGAAACUCCUCGUGCGCAUGCAUGGCUGCUAACAACAUUAUCAAUCUAUGGUGAUCAAUUCGAUGUUUUAAUUGAUCUGUAUCGUUUAUUUCGUGAGCAAAGUUCCUACAUAUUAUUAUCCUUUAUAAUUGAACAUAUUUUACAGCAUCAUAUGAAUGAAAUAGAUAAAAGUGCUUAUUUGCUCGAAGAAUUUCAAUCAAUAUUCACAGCUUCUUCUAACAGUUUCAUUGAAAAAAAUCAAUUUUCUUAUCAUCAUCUUUGUUCACUUUUAUCAUCGUCAACACGCGAUAUAAUAUCAUCCUUAUUGAUACGUAAAUGGUAUGAUGAACUUGAAAAAAGUCUAUUAUUAUCAUCAAAAUCCACCGAAUCAUUAAAUCAAUGUCGUGAAAAAGCUCUUGCUUGUUUAUCAUUAUCGUCAUCAUCAUCAAUAUCAUCAAUACUUCAACUAAUAAUAAAUACUGAAGAGAAAAUUGGUUUCAAUAUACAACAGACAUCGUUGAAUAUUCUACGUUGUUUAUUCGUACAAGAUCUUUUACCAAUCGUAUUAGAAAAUCGCCAACGACUAAAUAUUCAAUCACAUUUAUGUCAUAAAUGGUUAAUUUAUGCUAUUGAAUUUUAUUUGGAAUAUUUUAUAAUUUGUUUUAAAACUAAUCAAAUUAUAAAUAUUCAUGUUAAACUAGAAGGAAAUUCUGAAAGAACAUAUCAAUGUGAUAAUCCCAUUGAACAAAUUGAAAAGUUAAUCAACUUGGCUAUGACUAUGCAAGAAAAUUUUAAUUGGCAACAAUUUAUUAUUAAUCAUGCUAUUCCAAUUGGAUCAUCAACUCGUCGUCAAAAGUUAUUAGAAUUGCGUGUUCUUAUUGAUCGUACUCAUAAUUCUACUAUUCGAUGUCCAUUAGAAUGUUUCAUUUUUUGUACAUCGUUUCCUGUUUUUAUUCAAUCAGUUCUUAAUCUUUCAGCAAUACUCAAUGGCGACGUAUAUAAAGAUUAUAUAUUUAUAUGUUCAACAUCGUCGAUAAAAGCUUUCAUGAAUAGGAAAAAUGAAAUAAUUAAUCUUGAAUUUAUUGAGAAUUUUUUUUUAUUUGUCGAAUGUCUUAGUUUAUUACAACAAUCUCAAACAGUUUCAUGUUUAAAACUCUAUCAAGAAACAAUCGAUAAAAUUCAUCUAAAUUCAAAUAUUGACAAUUAUCGACGUUUAUUAAGAAUUUUUUAUUUUUAUUAUCUAAUUCAAAAAUCAAAAACCGACAAAACUAUCAAAUCAAUUGAACAAACAAAUCAAAAUGAACCAAUUAUUAUCGAUGACACACCUCAAAGUCCAACAAUGCAAGACGAGUCCAAUGUUGAAUCGAAUUCUACAGUUAAUAAUAGUCCUUUAAUUUCACCUGAUACUGAAAAUUUAAUACAACAAUUGAGUGAUAAUUCUCUUGAAUCACGCCUUCAAAUAUGUUCACUUUUUGCCAUAGCACAUCACUCUGAUCAACGUCAUUCAACAAUAUCAUUUUGUAUUGAUACAUUAAUAUAUAUCUAUGAAAAUUAUGCAUCUAAUAAUCAACAAAAACCUCUCUUGUCAAUAUCAUCUGACUAUUGCUUUAUUCCUCAUUCAUAUGAUACAAUCUUUGAUUAUACAUUAGAUAUUAUCGUUCAAAAACUUUCACCGACAUUGAUACUUCUACAAAUCGAACAAGAACGUUUAUCAUCAUCAUCAUCGUCAGUAACAUCUAUUUAUCCAAAAAAUCUACUUCAUACAUUAUCACCAGCAUUGCUUCGUUAUAUAUACGAUCGGAAAUUACUUGGACAACUGUUAAAAUAUAUUCAAACAACAACAAAAACUGAACGACGUUGGCCAACAAAUACCAAUAAACGAAAGUUAGACGAUGACGAUAUUCAAAUAACUGAUGAGCAAUUCGUCGAAAAAAUUAUUCAACAUGUUGGUAAUAUCACACAAUGGACCAAUGAACAACGACGAUACGCUAUCUAUACAUAUAUUAUAGAUCAACGACAGACACUUCUUCAGUCGCUAUAG
Molecule: messenger RNA, 2109 nt
Organism: Rotaria socialis
Lineage: Eukaryota; Metazoa; Rotifera; Eurotatoria; Philodinida; Philodinidae
Source: the annotation of a GenBank genome assembly